GUAUGUGGCGUUGUUCGGGCGAGCCGACGACGAGACUGGAGCUGUCUGGAAAUUUGUCUCGUGGGUUGAACUGAAACGCAUUCCUCGUAUCAGACAUUCUUGUACGUCCGUAGAGUUGCUCGUUGCACAUUUCAACACACGCCACUGUUAAUUUUCGGAAUUAUACUGGAGAAUGGCUGCCGCUGAGGUGAACGGUAGUUCAGCCCCGGUAAAGGAGGAAGAAGAGCCCAUGGAUGUGACCGCAACACACUCAGAAAACUAUCAGACACUCAUCGAUGCUGGACUGCCACAGAAGGUGGCAGAAAGUCUAGAUAAUAUCUUUCAGACAGGCUUGGUGGCAUAUGUUGACCUAGAUGAAAGAGCUAUUGAUGCACUACGGGAGUUCAAUGAGGAGGGAGCACUUACUGUACUACAGCAAUUUAAAGAGAGCGAUCUGUCACAUGUACAGAAUAAAAGUGCUUUCCUUUGUGGAGUCAUGAAGACGUACAGACAGAGAGAAAAACAAGGAAGCAAAGUACAAGAGUCCACUAAGGGCCCAGAUGAGGCAAAAAUUAAGGCUCUAUUGGAGCGGACGGGAUAUACUUUGGAUGUCACUACAGGGCAGCGAAAAUAUGGUGGCCCACCACCUGAGGAUGUCUUCAAGGGAUUGCAACCAGGGAUUGGAACUGAGGUGUUUGUCGGAAAAAUCCCCAGGGAUUUGUAUGAGGAUGAACUUGUGCCACUUUUCGAGUCUGCUGGUCCAAUCUGGGACCUCCGGUUAAUGAUGGACCCUCUAUCUGGUCAGAACAGAGGUUAUGCCUUCAUCACAUACUGCAAUAAGGAUGAUGCACAAAAGGCUGUAAAGCUUUGUGAUAACCAUGAGAUCCGCCCUGGGAAGUAUUUGGGAGUUUGUAUAUCGGUUGCAAAUAAUCGCUUGUUUGUUGGUUCAAUUCCAAAGAACAAGACAAGAGAAAGUAUAUUGGAAGACUUUGGCAAAGUAACAGAGGGUCUCCAAGAGGUGAUAUUAUACCAUCAACCAGAUGAUAAGAAGAAGAACCGUGGCUUCUGUUUCCUGGAGUAUGAAGACCACAAGUCUGCAGCUCAGGCUCGCCGGCGCCUAAUGAGUGGAAAAAUCAAGGUUUGGGGGAACCCAGUAACUGUUGAGUGGGCUGAUCCUGUUGCAGAGCCAGAUCCAGAGGUCAUGGCCAAGGUGAAGGUGCUGUUUGUCAGGAAGCUGGCCACAGCUGUGACUGAAGAGCUUCUGGAAAAGACCUUUUCUCAGUUUGGAAAGCUGGAGCGAGUAAAAAAACUGAAGGACUAUGCUUUUGUCCAUUUUGAAGAAAGAGAUGCUGCUGUGAAGGCUAUGGAUGAGAUGAAUGGGAAGGAGCUUGGAGGAGAGGAAAUUGAGAUUGUUCUGGCAAAGCCACCAGACAAGAAAAGGAAAGAGCGUCAAGCAGCACGGCAGACCACCAGGAAUGCAGGGUAUGACGAUUACUACUAUUACCCACCUCCGCGCAUGCCACCACCUGGCCGCGGUAGGGGUCGUGGUGGUCGAGGGGGCUAUGCAUAUCCACCAGAUUACUAUGGAUAUGAAGAUUACUAUGAUGACUACUAUGGCUACGACUAUCAUGACUACCGGGGUGGCUAUGAAGACCCUUACUAUGGUUACGAUGAUGUGUACAGCAUGAGGGGCCGUGGUAGUCGUCCUAGCAGGGGAGGACCCCCUCCACCUAGGGCCAGGGGAGCCCCACCGGCACGAGGCCGGGGUGGAUACGCCCAAAGAGGACCCCCCCUCGGUGGUCCAAGGGGUGGCCGAGGAGGGCGUGGAGCGCCUUUCCAGCCACAGAGGGGCCGUGGCCCUCGCGGAGCCAGGGGCAAUCGUGGUGGCAACGUCGGCGGAAAGAGGAAGGCAGAUGUGUUUAACCAGCCUGACUCCAAGCGCCGCCAGACCAACAACCAACAGAACUGGGGGUCCCAGCCCAUCGCCCAGCAGCCCCUGCAGCAAGGGGCCGACUAUUCCGGUAACUAUGGUUACAGUAAUGACACCAUGGAGUUUUCACAGGAUUCUUAUGGGCAACAGUGGAAGUAGAUGCACCAAAAGGUAUUUGGUAAAGUGAAAAAAAGAGGAGAAAACAACAAUAAAAGAAAAAAAACAGGAGAUUGGCCACAAUUUUUGAUUGACUUUUUAUUCUUCAUCCUUCAUGAAAAUAAAUCUGUAUAUGUCUCAAAGUGGACAGACCCCAGAAUUGGCUCAAGAUGAUUGGCUGGAAAGCCUUUUGGCUGAAGAAGUGAACGUAACCGUUGUGGUGAAUCAUUUCUUACUCCUACGGUUACAUUGGGACGUUUGUCUUAAAAAAAAAAAAAACACGCAAAAAACACUUUUACUGUUCUUUUUGUUUUAAAGCCAUCAACGAACAUUUACAAAAAAAGUGGACAUUCAUUCUCAAAAGUCUAAGAGGACAUUAAAUAAUAUUGCCUUGCAAAAAGUUUUUGUCAAUGCCCCUUUCCUCCCCUCUCCCUCUUGUACUCCCUUUAUUUGUGGUUUCUCAUAGUUGCUUAGGGACGUGCUUGUAAAUAAAUGCAUAUUAGAGCUUCAUACUUCAUUUUUUUGCAAUGGUGGAGAAAAGAAUCCACAGGAAGGAAGAAAAUCAAGUUUUGUAAUGUUUAAAGUGUAUGCAUAGCAUUUCUAGAGGUAGAUUGUGUUUUUUUUUAAACUGAUACCAUAACUUCCUAUGUUUUCUUUGAAUUUGCCCAGUAGUAGUUUGGUUUGGCUUACCUUAAGAGCCAUAGCAGUUUGUUCUCUGAUGUUCUUUGUAUUUAUAACUUUUACGUUUUGUUCCGUUUCAAUAAAACGCAGCUGAGCAUCA
Messenger RNA from Betta splendens (Siamese fighting fish), 2846 nucleotides. Its product is annotated as heterogeneous nuclear ribonucleoprotein R. The transcript is spliced from 11 exons. Lineage: Eukaryota; Metazoa; Chordata; Actinopteri; Anabantiformes; Osphronemidae. The record is from RefSeq and is a predicted model, not a curated record. Gene Ontology annotation, molecular function: mRNA binding. Gene Ontology annotation, cellular component: ribonucleoprotein complex; nucleus. Bases 173 to 2068 code for a protein of 631 amino acids.